This is a messenger RNA of Odontomachus brunneus, 1033 nucleotides long. RefSeq names its product chymotrypsin-1-like. The coding region runs from base 122 to 892 and encodes 256 amino acids. Gene Ontology annotation, biological process: proteolysis. Gene Ontology annotation, molecular function: serine-type endopeptidase activity. NCBI's taxonomy places the organism in Eukaryota, Metazoa, Arthropoda, Insecta, Hymenoptera, Formicidae. The transcript is spliced from 5 exons. The record is from RefSeq and is a predicted model, not a curated record.
GACAGCUGCUGUACAAGGUCAAGCACAUGUAAGCACCGCGUAUAAAAAGGAACGUUGGGUAGUCUACUGUGUCCAGUUUGUAAUUCGUUUUGGAUUCAAUUCCUGAAUUGCGACGAACAAGAUGAUAAAGUUAGCUGUUUUCUUCGUCGUUGGUGUUAUCGCCAGACAGACGUGUGGCGAAGAACCUGAAGCUAUUAUAGGUGGCAACAACGCCAUAGAUGGCCAAUUCAAACAUCAAGUCUCUCUUGAAAUCGAAUUUUAUGGGGAGGUAUUCCAUAUGUGUGGGGGUAGUAUUAUUACACCGUUACAUAUCCUUACUGCAGCUCAUUGUGUUGAAAAUGAAGAUGAUAAUAAAAGUAUGAAAGUUGUAACCGGAACCAUCAGCCCGGCAUUAAAAGGUGAAAGACAUGAGAUUAAGUGUAUUCGUUUGCAUCCAGAAUACACUGGUCAGAAGAAAGACGGAUGGAAGCAUGACAUCGCUGUGAUUACUUUGAAAAAGCCGAUCCAAAUAAAUAAAUACCAAGCUCCGAUUCCUCUAGCAACUAAGGAUUACGCCACUGGUGAAUAUCGCGGUAUUAUCAGUGGAUGGGGAAAGACCAGUAUGAGUUCAGAUUCUUCGGAGAUACUUAAAUGGGUCGAAGUGAAUGUUUUGGAUAAGGAAAGUUGCUUAAAGAGCCACAAAUAUACACCCACUAAUCCAAAACAUAUAUGCACCUUGGAGAAGAUUGGGAAAGGCGCCUGUCAAGGUGACAGCGGCGGUCCUCUCAUGGUCAAUAACGAAGUUGCUGGUGUUGUCUCUUGGGUCGUGCCCUGCGCUAUGGGUAGAUCUGAUGUAUUCACUAAUGUCUUCUACUAUCUGGAUUUCAUCAAGGAGUGUCAACAGAUGUGUUAAUAAACCGAAUAAUCACAAUCGACCAGCAACCUAUAUUUCAGGCAUUUUCUAAAGUUUUCAGUUAUUGUGAUGUCGGCAUCAUCACUAUUAUCCUCCAUCGUGAGAUAAUAUAUAAAAACAUGAAAUAAAUAAUAAAAAAUA